Molecule: messenger RNA, 915 nt
Organism: Lodderomyces parapsilosis
Lineage: Eukaryota; Fungi; Ascomycota; Pichiomycetes; Serinales; Debaryomycetaceae
Product: aldo/keto reductase
Exons: 1
Coding region: 1-915 (304 amino acids)
Molecular function (GO): oxidoreductase activity, acting on NAD(P)H as acceptor
Source: RefSeq, a predicted model, not a curated record
AUGUCACUUGCUGGAAAAGAAUUUAAAUUAUCCAACGGAAACAAAAUCCCAGCUGUUGCAUUUGGAACUGGAACUAAAUACUUUAAGCGCGGCCACAACGAUCUCGACAAGCAAUUGAUUGGUACUUUGGAACUUGCUUUGAGAAGUGGGUUCAGGCACAUUGACGGUGCUGAGAUUUACGGUACCAACAAGGAAAUUGGAAUCGCUUUAAAAAACGUUGGUUUAAACAGAAAAGAUGUCUUCAUCACUGACAAAUACAAUUCGGGUAACCAUACUUAUGACGGAAAACACUCGAAACACCAAAACCCAUACAAUGCAUUAAAGGCUGAUUUGGAAGAUUUGGGAUUGGAGUAUGUCGAUUUAUACUUGAUCCAUUUCCCAUACAUUUCUGAAAAAUCUCACGGGUUCGACUUGGUUGAAGCUUGGAGGUAUUUGGAAAGAGCCAAGAACGAAGGUUUAGCUCGCAAUAUUGGUGUUUCCAAUUUCACUAUUGAGAAUUUGAAAUCUAUCUUGGAUGCCAACACCGAUUCGAUCCCAGUGGUUAAUCAAAUUGAAUUUAGUGCUUACUUGCAAGACCAAACUCCAGGAAUUGUUGAAUAUUCACAGCAACAAGGAAUUCUUAUUGAAGCUUAUGGUCCAUUGGGCCCAAUUACUCAAGGAAGACCUGGGCCCUUGGAUAAGGUUUUGUCAAAAUUGUCAGAAAAGUACAAGAGAAAUGAAGGUCAGAUCUUAUUGAGAUGGGUGUUGCAAAGAGGUAUUUUGCCCAUUACUACAACCUCUAAAGAGGAACGUAUUAAUGAUGUUUUGGAAAUUUUCGAUUUCGAGUUGGAUAAAGAAGAUGAGGAUCAGAUCACUAAAGUCGGAAAGGAAAAAACUCUUAGACAAUUUUCGAAAGAGUAUUCCAAGUAUGAUUGA